AUGAAGUUGGCAGCCUUCCCCAAAGCCUUUGGUCUGAUGGAAUUGAAAAAGGGAUAUUUCCCCCAUUAUUUCAACAUCCAAGAACAUCAAAACUACCAUGGACCAUUUCCAGACCCAGAGAUGUAUGGUGCCAACUAUAUGGAAUCCAAGGAGAGAUCAGAAUUUCUGAAGUGGCAUGCCGAACAGCGUAUGUUCGAAUUUCAAAAAGAAAUGAAAGAGUAUUGUGUCUCAGAUGUGUCUGUUCUCCGGGAGGCCUGCUUAAAAUUCCAAAAGCUCAUGCUCGAAGUUACUGGUGAAAAGCAGAUCGACCUUGACACCGACGCUGUCAGCUACAUCAAUGGCAUCGAUCCUUUUGCACAUUACAUCACUAUAGCUUCGGUUUGUAUGGGCAUCUUUCAAAGCAAAUUUCUGAAAGAACACCAGCAUGCCAAACUCACAGAUGGUCAACAGAUCACGGACUGGAUGACGGUCAGAGAGGAUGGAUCCAUCAAGGUAAAACCUGAUUUGUGGAUGACUGAAGAAGAGCUGAGAAAUCGUGGGAUGACCAUAGCUGAAUCUGACACUGUGCCUAGUCCCAUAGCCCAAGUUCCAAGCAGUGGCUAUACAAGAAAAGACCAAUUCAGCAAAGUAUCUAUACAGUGGUUGGAAUGGGUUCAACACCAAAAUCCUAUUAAAUACCAGAUGCAGCAUGCUCUUAAUGGCGGUGAACAUCUGGUACCAGACACCCAUUAUCGACUAGAUGGCUACUGUGUUAAAACAAACACGGCAUUCGAGUUUUAUGGUUGUUUGUGGCAUGGCUGUCGCCAAUGUUUCCCACAUGAGCGUUCUACCACAACACAUCCAAGAACCAAACAAUCCAUAGAAGAACUGUAUGCCUUGACAUGUAGAAAGAGGGAAGAACUCAAAGCCAAGGGAUACAAAGUCAUAGAAAUUUGGGAACAUCAAUUCCACCAUCUCCUAAAGUCAAACCCAGAGCUGAAACAAUUUGUGAACUCUUUGGAUCUUCAAGACCGUCUCCAUCCAAGGGACUCAUUCUUUGGAGGAAGAACGAAUGCAAGCACGUUGCACUACAAAGCAGAAGAAGGGGAAGAAAUCAAGUAUGUGGAUUUCACAUCUCUGUAUCCGUGGGUCAACAAAUAUUGCCAGUAUCCCGUGGGACAUCCUGAAAUCAUUCUCAAAGAUUUUAAGCCAUUGGAUGAAUACUUUGGCAUCGCCAAGGUGAAAGUGUCACCUCCCAGAAAACUUUACCAUCCUGUCCUACCUUACCGUUCCAAUGGAAAACUCAAGUUUCCACUGUGCAGAACCUGUUCGGAUCAGGAAUUACAGACGCCAUGUCACCAUUGUGAUGACGAGAGAAGCAUUAUUGUAACCUGGUGCAUCCCCGAAAUUCUCAAGGCUAUAGAGAAGGGAUAUAGAAUCAUCAACGUCUACGAAGUCUACUAUUGGCCGGAAACUACACAGUACGAGCCAGCAACGCUUGAAGGUGGUCUCUUUGUUGAAUAUAUCAAUACCUUCCUCAAACUAAAACAAGAAGCCAGUGGAUGGCCUGUCUGGUGUUUGACAGAUGAAGACAAAGACCAAUACAUCAGGCAAUACCGAGAAAAAGAGGGUAUUCAGCUAGACAAACAGAAAAUCAUAAAGAACCCUGGACUUCGUUCGUUGGCCAAGCUGUGUCUGAACAGUUUCUGGGGGAAGUAUGGCCAACGUUUAAACAUAAAACAGUCUGCCUUCAUUCACGAAAGCAAUGCAGACGUUUUCUUUCAGAUGUUGGCAGAUCCCACCAAAGAAGUGAUCGAUUUCCACGUGUUGACAGAGUCCAUUUUACAGCUCGAAUACCAACACAAAUCCACCUUUGUCCCAGAAGAUUUAAAAACCAACGUUUUCCUGGCGACGUUUACCACUUCUUGGGCGAGAUUGAAGUUGUACAGUGUGUUGGAGAAGCUGGGUGAAAAUGUGUUGUACUACGACACGGACUCUGUCAUCUUUGUGGCCAGACCUGGAAAUUAUCAGCCCCCUCUGGGAGAUUAUCUCGGAGAAUUGACUGACGAAUUAGAUGGUCAGUUCAUGACUGAAUUUGUUAGUGGAGGUCCCAAAAAUUAUGGCUACAGAACCAACAAAGGCUCAGAAGUGUGCAAGGUGCGAGGUUUUUCUCUGAACUAUGCCAAUGCACAGCUCAUUCACUUUGAAGCUAUCCGUGAGAUGGUCUUGUCACCGACCAGAGAUGGUACCCUCACCGUGACGAACCCAUCCAAAAUUUCACGAGAAAAAAGGAAGAGAAAAAUUUAUAACAAAGUGGAAGAGAAAAAAUACAAGAUAGUGUACACCAAACGUGUCAUUCUAGACAAUUUGGACACUCUUCCCUAUGGCUAUUAA
Messenger RNA from Gigantopelta aegis, 2373 nucleotides. RefSeq lists its product as uncharacterized. Lineage: Eukaryota; Metazoa; Mollusca; Gastropoda; Neomphalida; Peltospiridae. The transcript has a single exon. The record is from RefSeq and is a predicted model, not a curated record. The coding region runs from base 1 to 2373 and encodes 790 amino acids. Gene Ontology annotation, biological process: DNA replication. Gene Ontology annotation, molecular function: DNA-directed DNA polymerase activity; DNA binding; nucleotide binding.